AUGGUUCUUAUGAAGCUUGGAAUAUCUUUCAAACGUAUGCCUUCCAUGCCAGCAAUUUCAUCUGCUAAUAUCGUAUUCAAGUAUCCAUUGGUCAAAAAGCCACAAGCACUGGUAGUGUUGAAGAUCAAAUUGGGAUGCAGCCAAAAAGGACCUUCUUGGCUGCAUGUCAAUUUGAUAUUCAACACUACCAGUGCUUGUGGCUUCUUGACCUACACACAGUAUGCCAAGCUCAUUGAGAAGGGAUACGUGCCCCUUAAAGAUGCUAGUUACCUUACCAAUGGAUACUUGAAUACGAUAUUAGCAGAUGAAAUUCCUGGCAUGGAAGGCAUACGUUUGAAAGAUAUUCCAAGCUUCAUAAGAACCAUGAGUCUAGACGAAUAUAUGGUUAAAUUUGCAUUGCAGGAAACUCAGAGGGCACUUAGAGCUUUUGCCAUUAUUUUGAAUUCAUUUGAAGACCUAGAACAAGACUGCAUAAAGACACUGUCAUCUAUUUUGCCUCCAGUUUAUGCCAUUGAGCCCUUGCACUUUCUCCAGAAAGAUGUCAAAGGUAGAAGUCUAGAAAUUAUUAGAUCAAAUCUUUGGAAAGAUGAUCAACACUAUCUUGAAUGGCUAUUGGCUCGAUUCAAAAGAGCCUACCUAUUGUCUAUGUACGUAAAUUUUCGAAGCAUAAUAGUCAUGACACCUAAACAACUCAUUAAAUUUUCUUGGGGCCUUGCAAAUAAUAAUCGAACUUUCCAGUGGAUCAUAAGGUCGGGUCUUGUAUCAGGGGACGAUGCAAUUCUUCCACCGAAAUUUUUUGAAGCCACCAAAGAAAGAAGUCUGCUGGCAAAUUGGAGCCCUCAAGAGAAAGAGCCACCAUUCCAUUGGAGGAUUCUUAACUCCAGUGGAUAG
Fraxinus pennsylvanica is the source of this 891-nucleotide messenger RNA. Lineage: Eukaryota; Viridiplantae; Streptophyta; Magnoliopsida; Lamiales; Oleaceae. The record is from the annotation of a GenBank genome assembly.